Messenger RNA from Cornus florida, 948 nucleotides. Its product is annotated as extensin-like. The coding region runs from base 1 to 948 and encodes 315 amino acids. The transcript has 2 exons. Lineage: Eukaryota; Viridiplantae; Streptophyta; Magnoliopsida; Cornales; Cornaceae. The record is from RefSeq and is a predicted model, not a curated record.
AUGAGAGCUUCCAAAACAAGUAGACCCUCCUACCGGAAUCCCCAACCCAACCACCUCAAACCUCCAUUCUUGCCACCAUCCACCAACCAUGGCCAUAAUCAUCUCGCCACUUCUCUCUCUCGUCCUCCUGUCUCAAUACUCAAAAAACCAUCUCCACAUAAUCUAGGACACUCUAGCAGACUAGCAUUUCCCCAUCCACCACCCUAUCCAGCUAAACCCCUCAAAAAAGUUGCUUUCUCAACCACACCCAAGUGCAGAUCACAACCCAAGUUCAUUGAUGACAAAAAUAGCACUCUACAUGAACCAUUCCAUACACCACAUGACCCUCCUCUAGCCUCACCCCCAAACCCUACUCUACCCCGUGGACCAAACACUGCUGACAUAGCCACUCAGUUACCAUCCCAUACACUGCAGGUCCCUAAUUACAACCCAAUAUUAACCUUGCCAGUUCUCAACCAUAACAGUCCAGACUCAACCAUACCAUUACCUAAAACUAUUUCAACCUCAACCAUACCAGUCACCAACACUAAGAAUAACACAACCUGGGCAUCCAUUGUUACUAAACCACCUCCUCCUCGCUCUCCACUGCAAUUUAUCCAUAUCCCAGAAGCCUCCAAAACCACCAUCUCACCACCACAUGACAUUGAACUCGCUGGACUGAACCUCCUUAAAACCAGCCUCCUUGGGUACUUUGUUCACAAAAACCUCCCCUUUGGAAUGGUAAAAGAAUUGGCCACUGAUCUUUGGAAAGAGAAGGGACUCCUAAAGGUCACAAGCUCUGAAAAGGGGAUCUAUGAAUUUCAUUUCUCCUCAAUUGGCCAAUCAUUUUCUGGGAAACCAAACAGAAAGAAUCGAAUUGAGAUGUACACUCAGGUUAGGAUUUUGCUUACAGGAAAAAAUGAGGGCAACUGUGGCGUUGAGAAGCAGAAGGACGGGUUAAUGGGGUAG